CUCCGACGCUAUGAUGAAAGGCUAAAACUGUCAAGUAUGGUACUUUCUGAUUCUAAGUUCCCGACGAACAUAAUACAAAGGAAUCAUUGCUGUAUUGAACAACUGCCGACCCUGCACAUCCUCUCCUUUUGAAAUACAUACCGUUGGACCACAGGUGGGGCUUCAGACCAGUCCCCGCCAGCCUCCUCAUUAUCGUAGUACCUUUGCUGGCAGUCCAGUCCCUUCACUUUCUGAGAACCUUGACGGACGCCCUAGCUCCGUCCGUGCAGUCCAUAUCCUUGCUUUCGCAUGCUAAUGCUCUGAUAGAAUUCUUUGAUAAACGGCCCACUCACCUCAUUUGUGUUAAAAACAAAAUCCAAGUUUAUUCUCACUACAUUAUCACAACCAUCCCUCGUAUAGACUUUCACCUCAUUACAGUAUAAAUCAUGGCAGAUCAGGACUUUACUACGCUGCCCCAUCCCGUGGCAAGCGAAGCUCAUAUAAAACAAUUUCAAAUUACAGUUCCGUCAAGCGAUAUCGAAAAACUCCAUCUGCUCCUCGACAAUUCCCCCAUCCCCGAUGGGAACUGGGAGAACUCGCAGGGAGACGAUCGUUUCGGCACGACCAGAGAUUGGGUAAUCCACGCAGUGAAAGAGUGGCGUCACAAUUAUAACUGGAAACAAUGGGAGCACAGGUUCAAUUCGUAUCCACAAUAUACAGCAGAUGUCACAGACGAUGACGGCCAAGUAUACACAAUACGUUUCAACGCGCUCUUUUCCAAAAAUAAAAAUGCUCUGCCUAUUCUCUUCCUUCACGGCUGGCCUGGGUCCGCUGUCCAAUUCUUACCAAUGCUGGAUAUCGUCAAUCAGAGGUACCCAUCUUCAGACUCUUUGCCAUAUCACAUCCUUGUCCCCGAUCUGAUUGGCUUUGGCUUCUCUUCUGGGCCACCCCUGGAUAAGGAUUUCAGCUAUGUAGAUAAUGCCCGAAUCCUGGUGAAACUGAUGCAUAUCAUGGGCUUUACAUCGGCGCAUGGCGGGUACGUAGUGCAAGGCGGCGACCUUGGCGGCAUCAUUGCCCCCAAAGUAGCUGCGCUCGACCCUGAGUCUUGCCGGCUUGUACACGUCAACAUUUUAUUCAUCCCACCGCCCGAGGGAACGAAUGUCAAAGAGGAUAUCCGAUUGGGGAGAUAUACAGACGCUGAGAUUGACGCUUUGAGCCGUGGCGAGGAGUUUGUAGCCACGGGCUUCGCGUAUGCGGCAAUUCAAGGUACACGACCUGGAACACUUGGCUUGGCAUUUGGUAGUAGCCCAAUCGCUCUUCUUUCUUGGAUUGGAGAAAAGUUUCUUCAAUGGUCGGAUCCCGAGACCAAACCCUCUCUAGAGCUUAUUCUUACCAACGUCUCCCUCUACUGGUUCUCAAAGUGCUAUCCCACGUCGAUUUGGCAGUAUCGACUUAUGGUUUCCGGGGCAUCAGGGCUCGGAUCGCCAUUUGAUGGUGUUCAAUGUCCUUUCGCGUACUCAUGGUUCAGGCGAGAAAUAUGCAACCCACCAAAGUACUGGUUGGAUAGAAUUGGAAAAGUCAAGUGGUACCGGCAUCAUGAACGAGGAGGCCAUUUUGCAUCAUUGGAGCAACCAGAAGCCCUGUGGGAUGACGUGGUUGAUUCCAUCGCGGAUUCUGGGCUUCAGCCUCGCAUCUAAUACCAAGACUAUGAUUAUGCUUAUGGGAAGAAUAGUAGAUGACGCCCUCCAGAGUUGUAGCGAAAUUAAAAUACAGUAUUAGAUUUCUACUGGUCUCGGUUCUCAAGGAUGAAUACCAACUGCGUGCUUUCAUUCCAACACCUAUUAAUGAUCACCACUACCUGUAUCCCGCAGCUAUCGCACAC
This is a messenger RNA of Fusarium redolens, 1861 nucleotides long. Its product is annotated as Alpha/Beta hydrolase protein. The transcript has 4 exons. Gene Ontology annotation, biological process: epoxide metabolic process. Gene Ontology annotation, molecular function: epoxide hydrolase activity. The record is from RefSeq and is a predicted model, not a curated record. Bases 426 to 1676 code for a protein of 416 amino acids. NCBI's taxonomy places the organism in Eukaryota, Fungi, Ascomycota, Sordariomycetes, Hypocreales, Nectriaceae.